Molecule: messenger RNA, 258 nt
Organism: Mitosporidium daphniae
Lineage: Eukaryota; Fungi; Microsporidia
Product: subunit RpaBC4 of DNA-directed RNA polymerase I/II/III
Exons: 2
Coding region: 1-258 (85 amino acids)
Biological process (GO): DNA-templated transcription
Cellular component (GO): RNA polymerase I complex; RNA polymerase II, core complex; RNA polymerase III complex
Molecular function (GO): DNA-directed RNA polymerase activity; DNA binding; zinc ion binding
Source: RefSeq, a predicted model, not a curated record
AUGAAUAACCCCCCAUCUUCUUUCCCAGAUCAGGCUGCGGGUCCGAUUUCCCACUCAUCAGCUAGACCCAAUUUAAUGGCUCCCCCGAUGAAAUAUAUUUGUGGCGGUAUCCUUGGUUCCUUUAUUUUAGAGUGCUGUGUUGAAAACGAGCUUCGCCCCAAAGAUGCCAUUAGAUGCAAAGAAUGCGGAUACCGCAUUAUGUACAAAAAAAGAACGUCUCGAGUAGGUGUUUCUGAGAGCAGCCUUCGAAGAAUUUGA